AUGGUUCAGGCUGGCCAAGGUCAGUUCAGGCUGGCGAGGUCUGUUCAGGUCGAGGUCCGUUCAGGCUGGUCAAGGUCCGUUCAGGCUGGCCAAGGUCAGGUCUGUUCAGGCUGGUCAAGGUUGAUUCAGGCUGGCCAAGGUUGGUUCAGGCUGGCCAAGGCUGGUCAAGGUCUGUUCAGGUCCGAGGUCUGUUCAGGCUGGUUGAGGUUGGUUCAGCUGGCUGAGGUCUGUUCAGGUCGAGGUCUGUUCAGGUCUGAGGUCUGUUCAGGCUGGUUGAGGUUGGUUCAGCUGGCCGAGGUCUGUUCAGGUCGAGGUAUGUUCAGGUCCAAGGUCUGUUCAGGCUGGUUGAGGUUGGUUCAGCUGGCCGAGGUCUGUUCAGGUCCGAGGUCGAGGUCUGUUCAGGUCCGAGGUCUGUUCCGGCUGGUUGAGGUUGGUUCAGCUGGCCGAGGUCUGUUCAGGUUGAGGUCUGUUCAGGCUGGUCAAGGUCUGUUCAGGCUGGCCAAGGUCAGGUCUGUUCAGGCUGGUCAAGGUCGGUUCAGGAUAGUGGAGGUUGUUCAGGCUGAUGGAGGUCCAUUCAAUCAAGGUUGGUUCAGGCUGGUUGAGGUUGGUUCAGCUGGCCGAGGUCUGUUCAGGUCGAGGGCUGUUCAGGUCGAGGUCUGUUCAGGUCGAGGUCUGUUCAGGUUGUCUGUUCAGGUCGAGGUCUGUUCAGAUGUCAGUCCAGGUUGGUUGAGGUCCCUUCAGGUCAGUCAAGGUUGGUUAAGGUUGGUUGAGGUCUGUUCAGAGGUCAGUUCUGGUAGGUCAAUGCCUGUUCCAAGAGGGCCAAACAAACUGUCAGCCUUUGUAUUGAUUUCUCAUGCGGCUUCUAACGCUGGCGUCGAGGUUGCACAUUUCAAUGUCAUUAAUAAGACUUUACAAUCAUAA
Puccinia graminis f. sp. tritici CRL 75-36-700-3 is the source of this 921-nucleotide messenger RNA. RefSeq lists its product as uncharacterized. Lineage: Eukaryota; Fungi; Basidiomycota; Pucciniomycetes; Pucciniales; Pucciniaceae. The coding region runs from base 1 to 921 and encodes 306 amino acids. The record is from RefSeq and is a predicted model, not a curated record. The transcript has 5 exons.